Nymphaea colorata (pocket water lily) is the source of this 1034-nucleotide messenger RNA. RefSeq lists its product as uncharacterized. The transcript has a single exon. The coding region runs from base 83 to 727 and encodes 214 amino acids. NCBI's taxonomy places the organism in Eukaryota, Viridiplantae, Streptophyta, Magnoliopsida, Nymphaeales, Nymphaeaceae. The record is from RefSeq and is a predicted model, not a curated record.
GAAAACAGGUACUCGCGGAGAACGGAGCUCCUCUGUCCUCAAAACAGAGCAUCGCUCUCUCUUUCUCUCCAUAGAGAUCAUCAUGAUCGGGUACAUCGAAGACGUGGAGAACGAGUGCUACUUCACGCAGAGGAGGGAUCAUCCUCCUCCUCCUCCUCCUCCCCACCUCCCCGAUACGGCGGCGCCGUCGCCCAAGGAGUCUGCUCAGCAGUCGCUCAGUGCCAUCAUCCAGCUGCAUUUCGAAAAGACCCUCGAGAAGAAGUACGCCGUGGACCUCCAAAAGAAGCAACUGUGGCGUUUGUUCCUCCUCUUCUUCAUCUUCCUCGCCCUCUUCCUCUCCGGCCUCUCUCAGUCCUCCCGCCUCCGCUGCCGCCACUUCUGGGCGCCCAUCGGCCUCCUCUCCCUCGCCCACCUCGUCUUCUACGUCUCCGUCGCCCAAACCCUCCGCUGCAUCAACGGGUUCAAGUACCAGAGGAGAUGCCACAAGCUCACCCUCGGCGUCGCCACCGAGAAACUCCGGAGGCUGCAGAGGGUCGCCGGCCGCGGCGCUGGUGAAGAUGUCCGGUUGGAUGAGGAGGAUGAGGAGGAGAUGGCGGCCGUCCGGUACCAGGAGCCGCCGGAGAGCUACAUGGCUAAGUUCAAGAGAAACUGGGCCCUCUACUUUAGCCUGUUGGUCUUCACCUACUGCUUCAUGGUCUCUGCCACGGUCAGCAUCCUCUGCUUCUAGUUUCCACCAACACACGCCCAGAGUCCGACGAUUUCUCCCUUUCUCUCUCUACAUCCAGUCGGCCCUCGCUCUGCACAGGGAGCUGAGACGCUUUCCUAGGUAUUCCGAUGUACCACCAUUAGUAACUUGCCUGCCGAAGUUCUGUUUUCCGGCUUCUCCCCUUUUGUCUACUGAAUGUAUUUUAUUAUUGAUCUCUGUCCGUCUCUCCGAUAGAUGGGGAUGUUGGUUUCUGCUUUUCUGGGGCUCUGAACUUUUUCAUAGCACGUAAAUCGGCCUAUUGCUUGGUGGCGUCGUUUUCAUUGGUUGA